Equus quagga is the source of this 3871-nucleotide messenger RNA. It is a transcript of the gene SLC7A7, whose product is annotated as solute carrier family 7 member 7. Gene Ontology annotation, cellular component: membrane. The coding region runs from base 1912 to 3447 and encodes 511 amino acids. NCBI's taxonomy places the organism in Eukaryota, Metazoa, Chordata, Mammalia, Perissodactyla, Equidae. Gene Ontology annotation, biological process: amino acid transmembrane transport. Gene Ontology annotation, molecular function: basic amino acid transmembrane transporter activity; L-amino acid transmembrane transporter activity. The transcript has 11 exons. The record is from RefSeq and is a predicted model, not a curated record.
UGGGAAAUCUGGGAGGAGAAAGGUCUUUGGAAGGAAGACAAGUUCAGUCUUUGACGUGGUUAGUGUGAUGUGGCAGGGGGACAAUCCAUGGGUUGUAAAUAGCAGGAAAUAUGGGUUAAGAUUUUGAGAGAGAGCAUUAGUGCUGACAGCUAACAUCAUCAGCAUUCUCAGGGACCUCACGGAACACUGUUGCAAGAGAGGUCUGGCACUUGGACAGCACUCCUCAAUGACUUCAUCAGACUCAUGAGCCACAGGAAAGCAGCUUCAUCAUCCCUAACUAGAUGUGUUUCAACCUUUGGACUUCAUCUGGCAAAGCGUGGAGUUAAAAUGUUAAAGCCAAAUAUAGGCGAUGAUGCCCUUGAGAGGCAAAGGAGUUUAAGUAAGAGAGGAAAGACAUGAAGCUCCGAUUCCUGAUGCUUCAUAUUGGUCUUUGUUAUUCACUUACGGUUUUGGUCCAAUAUGUUUAUCCCAAUAUCCUUCUGUCAGGUCUGUAUACAGUAACUUUUGUACAAGUGCACUGCUCUGGGAAAUUAGGUGCUUUUUUAAACUGUUGUAAUGAAUAAUGAUGAUGUUGGAGAAAGAACAUGAGUGAAGCUGACUCUGGAGAGCAAAACCCAUCUCAUUUUGCAACCUCUUCCCCUUUUUGCAUGCUUGUGACCAAAUUCUAAGGCUGAGGAAGAGCAAACUAUUUGGGAAGUGUCUUAUUUCAUGUUCCUUCAUUAUCUUCCUCCUUAGGACAGCUCAAGGACCAAAUCACUGUCACCCCCAUGCAAAAAGUGUGUGAAUUGAAGGCUAACCACCCACUCACACAAUACAUUGCUUUGCAUAUUAUUUCCUUAUUACUUACCUAAUUUAUCGUAACAUAUUCCUUUUCUUUUACCAUGGCCGUCAAAUCCCUGCUAAAUGGGUAUAGGCUAAAUCCUGUGUUAAGUGACAUAGCUUCAAGAUGGGUAAAUUAUGACUUCAGCCUACACUCUCUUUCUUGCCUGGCAGCUGGGAAGUCUCUUAAGCUGUAUGCCUUUCCACCCAGACUCAUCUUGAAGGUGGGUGGUUCUUUGUGAAUCUCUGCGGAGUGGCAAUGUUGGCUUUAAAAAAUGCCAAAGCUGGACUGUCCAAAAGGUAUACAAAAGGAAAUUGUAUUAUUUACAAGUCAUCUUUUAGUCUUAAAACGUGGUGAAGCAUUUCCAGAUCUCUUUUAUUGAACUAGCCCAGCAACUCCCUCUUUUGUUGGGUCCACGCUGCCACUACACUCUUCAGACGAAAGGUGCCUGGGGGACUCCAGCCUCCCUGGCAAGACUCAGCCCGGACACAUUUGGUUAGGUGCUGCCUCCUGGCGGCGGCUCUGCUGCCCGACAUCUUCCUGACCCGGUGGAGACCACCUUCUUUAAUUUGAAAUCUCGAAGCUGAUGCAACAGCUCCCCCGAGGGGGCGGGGAGUUGAGAACCCCGGGUGGAGGAGACGCCCUUCCGGGAGACCCCUCCCCUGGCUCCAAGCGGGCGCCGCUCCCUCUCCCCCUCCCUCCUGGGGCUUUGCAGUCCAGAGUCCCUCCCGAGUUUCAGCCGUGCGUCUCGGGGCUGUAGGCGAGUUUCCCAGGGUUUAGGGCUCUCGCCCAGACCCCCGUCGGGCCACCAGCUCGAGCUGGAUUGGGAGGGAGGGAAGAGGAAGCUGAGCGUUCCCGGGGCGGAGGACGCAUCUCAGGAGUCAACAGCUGCUGCAGCUUGAGCCAUACCCGGGUUCCCCUUCCUAGCACUUGCCUCUCCCCCACACUCGCAGCAGCAGCAGCAGCAGCAGCAGCAGCAGCAGCAGCAGCAGCAGCGUGCUGGUAGCCCCUCCUCCUCGAACCUGCCCAAAGGUCACGGGACAGAGGGCAAUGCCAGGAAGCUGGUGAAGUCUUUCUUCUCUUCCUCCACCAUGGUUGACGGUGUUAAGUAUCAAGUGGCCUCCCAGCAUGAGAGCGAUGCCUCCCCAUUAGCCGACGAGGCCAGCCCAGGGGCUGAGCAGGUAAAGCUGAAGAAGGAGAUCUCACUGCUCAAUGGCGUGUGCCUGAUUGUGGGGAACAUGAUUGGCUCGGGCAUCUUUGUCUCCCCCAAGGGCGUGCUCAUGUACAGUGCCUCCUUUGGCCUCUCCCUAAUCAUCUGGGCCGUAGGGGGCCUCUUCUCUGUCUUUGGGGCCCUUUGUUAUGCGGAACUGGGCACCACCAUUAAGAAAUCUGGAGCCAGCUAUGCCUACAUCCUCGAGGCCUUCGGGGGACUUCUUGCCUUCAUCCGACUCUGGACCUCCCUCCUCAUCAUCGAGCCCACCAGCCAGGCCGUCAUUGCCAUCACCUUUGCCAACUACAUGGUGCAGCCCCUCUUCCCCAGCUGCUUCGCCCCCUAUGCUGCCGGCCGCCUGCUGGCUGCUGCCUGCAUCUGUCUCUUAACCUUCAUUAACUGUGCCUAUGUCAAGUGGGGAACCCUGGUACAAGAUAUUUUCACCUAUGCUAAAGUAUUGGCUCUGAUCGCCAUCAUCAUCGCAGGCAUUGUUAGACUUGGCCAGGGAACCUCAACUCACUUUGAGAAUUCCUUUGAGGGCUCCUCAUUUGCAGUGGGUGACAUUGCCCUGGGACUGUACUCAGCUCUGUUCUCCUACUCGGGCUGGGACACCCUCAACUAUGUCACUGAAGAGAUCAAGAAUCCUGAGAGGAAUCUGCCCCUCUCCAUCGGCAUUUCCAUGCCCAUUGUCACCAUCAUCUACAUCUUGACCAACGUGGCCUAUUACACCGUGCUAGACAUGAGGGACAUCCUGGCCAGUGAUGCUGUUGCUGUGACUUUUGCGGACCAGAUUUUUGGAAUAUUCAACUGGACAAUUCCACUGGCAGUUGCAUUGUCCUGCUUUGGUGGCCUCAAUGCCUCCAUUGUGGCUGCUUCUAGACUUUUCUUUGUGGGCUCAAGAGAAGGCCAUCUCCCUGACGCCAUCUGCAUGAUUCAGGUUGAGCGGUUCACACCGGUGCCAGCUCUGCUUUUCAAUGGUAUCAUGGCACUGAUCUACUUGUGUGUGGAGGACAUCUUCCAGCUCAUUAACUAUUACAGCUUCAGCUACUGGUUCUUUGUGGGGCUCUCUAUUGUGGGUCAGCUUUAUCUGCGCUGGAAGGAGCCAGAUCGACCUCGUCCCCUCAAGCUCAGCCUUCUCUUCCCCAUUGUCUUCUGCCUCUGCACCAUCUUCCUGGUGGCUGUUCCACUUUACAGUGAUACCAUCAACUCCCUCAUCGGCAUUGGCAUUGCCCUCUCAGGCUUGCCCUUUUACUUCCUCAUUGUCAGAGUGCCAGAACACAAACGACCUCGUUGCCUCCGAAGGAUUGUGGCAUCCACCACAUGGUACCUCCAGGUCCUAUGUUUGUCAGUUGCUGCAGAGAUGGAUUUGGAAGAUGGAGGAGAGAUGCCCAAACAACAAGAUCCCAAGUCUAACUAAAUACCUCCUGGAAUCCUGAGCUGUGGAAAGCAGGGGCCUCUUUCUCCUACUGGCUGGAGCCAAGGAAGCUGAAAAGGAAAGCUCACUUCUUUGAAGGCACCUUUCCAGAAGUCUGGUCUAGGCAGCUUCAACAACUUUGAACUUGCUUUUUGAGAGAUGGAAAGUAAUUUAUUUGUUUUGCUACAUAUUGUUCCAGAUUUUUUUAAAGGGACAAUAAAGCAGACUAUGGUGGGGAGCAUGUCAGGUGUGGGCUUGGUUGUUCUAAUAGCACAUUCCCAUGUGUUAAGAUAUUCACUCACCUCUGGAUGUGCCUACCCACUCCUCUUUUCCUUUAAAAGGGCCAAUAAUGCUCCAAACUUCCGUCUCCUUUAGAGAGACAUGAAACUGUCACAGGUGUUGGACAAUAAAAGGAUUAUGUUCCUAA